Messenger RNA from Trypanosoma brucei brucei TREU927, 7896 nucleotides. RefSeq lists its product as hypothetical. Gene Ontology annotation, molecular function: snoRNA binding. The record is from RefSeq and is a predicted model, not a curated record. Gene Ontology annotation, cellular component: 90S preribosome; small-subunit processome; t-UTP complex. NCBI's taxonomy places the organism in Eukaryota, Euglenozoa, Kinetoplastea, Trypanosomatida, Trypanosomatidae. Bases 1 to 7896 code for a protein of 2631 amino acids. The transcript has a single exon. Gene Ontology annotation, biological process: maturation of SSU-rRNA from tricistronic rRNA transcript (SSU-rRNA, 5.8S rRNA, LSU-rRNA); positive regulation of transcription by RNA polymerase I.
AUGUCGUCUCAACUCGCUUCGCAGCUACAGAAGUUGCAGCAUCGACCAGUGGACGACAAACGUCUAUCCGGGUCGUUCUUAUUCAGCGAUGGUGAUUCACGUAACUUUUCGCGUGAACAGAUACAUCAGCUUGCUGUCCACGGUCUUCAAACACUGAUUGCGGUUGACAAUCGCUUCCACUUCUUUGUUAACCGACUCUUUGACCCACAUGGUACUCGUGCAGAGCGGAAGCAACUUAGAAGGGACGCCAACCAGGAACUGAACGAGGCGGUGGAACAGUUCCUUACGCUGCUUAGUCCCCACAUUUUUCUUACUGCAGCGCAUCAAGUUUUCGAAUAUCUCGUACGUGUGCAUGAGGUGCACGUUUACAACGUUUCAGCGGUGCUACGUGCCUUCUUGCCAUACCAUGAUCACAGUUUGUUUUCUCGUGUGCUGCUGCUGCUGGAUUUGCGAGAUACUGGUCUUGAGUUCCUUGCAGCAAAUCAGGAGACCGGAUCCCCACUGCUUCGGGAACACUUGGUGCAGGCGUGCGCUGUGAGUAGAAAAGUAUUGCAACUCGUGUGUCUUACCGUUGCGAUAUCGGUGCGAAUGCGCGUUCACAACAGCGCUGCACACGCGCUUUUCGCCGGUGUGGCGGUUCAGUUGGCUUCCUACCCCAACGCCGAGGCAACAUGGCGCGUACUUUUACCAUUUGUUGUGGAAUUCAUAACCGUUGGGAGAUCAACAGAGAAACUGUCUAAUUCUGAGUUGCAGGAGGUAAAUGAAGGUGACGAGAGUCCAUGGAUUGGUGAGGACUUAGAUGGCAGCGGGGUGUCGAGAUUUUCACCCAGUCGGGAGGCUGCGUGCAGCGCGCUCGUGGCGCUGGUGGCGUGGAGUAAUGAGGUGAAGUUGUCAUCCGCAACCCUGAGAGCCGUUGUGAAACCAAUUUACCAUCUGUUGACUACAGGUGUGGAUGGUUCCGCCUCUUUCACCGUUUCAGUGGUUGAUCUGUUAGCGGUUCUUGAUGUACUCUUCCAUACUCAGCGCGAGGCUGUGUUGGACGUCACGUUUUCGCCCCAACUUAAGUUCAUGCUCUCGUUUCCGUGGGGACAUUGGGUCCGGUUUAUCGACUCUUCUGAGGCGCGGAUAUGCGACACCCUUGUUUCCGUGCUGUUGCGUGACUGUCUCUACCGGCUUAAAUCGACCCAUUCACUGCAGUCAGUUUCGUCUGACGUCCUGGUGUUUGUGCAGUGUGCUGUGGAGUUUUUACCUCUCAACGAUGCACUUGUGGCAGAGACGAUAGCGACGUUAGUGUCGUGCAACGUUGAGGAGACGGCGACAAUGGCGAACCACCAAAACGGAGAGAACGAAGAGGAGGUCCACUUGGGCGUGAAGCAGUUACAAAGCGGCCGAGGGGGUAGUAAACAUGGGCAGAGUUCGACCGGGAGGAAGUGUGUGACCAUGUGGAUACAAGCUCUCGAGAGGCGCUUCUGCCACGUUUUUGAUACUACGCUGUCGCAGUUGCUCAAUGAUGUCACUACCCAGAAUGCUGCCGCAAGGUUUCUUGCGCGGCACCUCAGUGGUGCGCGGUACGAACUGCUGGAAGUCCGUGGAUCGUCUGGGUCAACGGAACAACUGCCGUUGUUCGCUUGUCUACUGCAUCCGGUUGCAGAGGUGCGACGAUUUGCGGCGGAGCGCAUGAGGGAGAUGUCUAUCGGACAGUUAACCACGUCAUCCUUAUCGACACUGGACGGUAGCCGAGGUAAUGAAAGGGGAAACACUCUUCUGGACCUUCUUGGCCACGUAGCGCAGUACGAGCAGUCACCAGAAGUUGCCAUGAUGUUUCUGGAAGUCGCCGGUGCUGCGUCCAACAAACUUAUACGCGUGAUCCUGUCAAGUGGAGCGGGGGCCGGGGAAACGCCUUCAAGGUCUUUUUCAGAUGAAACACAGGGUUCCGGCAACCCUGUGGACGACGCGAUCGGCAUUUUGCGGAGGUUGUUUCGUUGCUUCUGGACGAUGACUGUCACUCAAGGCUGUGUUGCGAUACAGGAGAGGUUCUACCAGUUGAUCCUCCUUCCACUCAUGCAACAGGUUGAUGAGCAACGGGGGGUAUUUCUGGGUGGGUCGAAGAAGAAGCUGAAAGUUCCCGAGAUGGGAGAUGCCUGUCGUAUCGGAUGGGGUCUGCUGCUUUACUAUGCGACAUUGUUGUACGUACAUGCUAUUGAUCUGCUUGUGCGGGAAAGGAGUGUCAAUGGAGGGUCCGCCAAGGAGCGUUUGUGUGCCGGGGAAAGUACAGAUGCCGAGUUGACUAAGUUGGUGAUGAAAUUAGAGAAGCAUUUGGUGGAAACCGUUCCGGGCAUUGGUCGGACGGCAACUCUCUUUACCCCUGCGUUGUACCCGGGAUGUGAUCCACUGUAUGAAUUUGCCGAUUGUGAUGCCAGCACUGAAGGCGGAAAGAGCGCCGCGGCCUUCAUGGGUGGUGUGACCAGUCUCUUAGACGAUGAACAAGGGGAGGAGGGGUUCUGCCUUUCUGUGUUUGAAUGCACCCCAUUACUGUUGGCGCUCUACCAUGAGGCUUCUGUGCAGGUUCGUCCGACCCUCGAGCGGCUGCUGUGUCUGCGUGAGGCUAACGAAGAUGACCGUCCUUCCGCGAGGGCAAUUAUGCUCGAGUGUUGCGUGGGCUGCGCGGCGCUAUUAUCAACAGCUUAUGAUUCUGAGCUGGCCGACGUCACACACAUGCUGUUCCAGUUCUUUGUGAGUGGUAGGAACGGCGGCGUCCGUACCAGUAAGUAUUCUAUUGGGAUGAGAGGCGGCUACUUGAUGAAUUUACAGGGAUCACAAAGAGCGGCAGCGGGCGGGAUGAGAGGACGUGUUGGACGAGGAGCUGCAAACGACGGGUCGUCGCCAUUUUUGCCGAAAAAUCUGUUUACCAGGAUAAUGGGUGCCACUAUUCGCAUCAGCAUGGAAACGCGUUUGGCUAGAAACUCUGAGGUCGGUAGUUGCGUUGAGGGCGAGAAGAUGGCGUUCAAUUCAACCAAUACGCUGGCGUACAUGGGGCGUUUGCUGGGUUAUUUGGAUGCCCCCCUCCCGGCUGCGGCAGUCAGUCCCAUGUGGCUUCCACCCGCUUACCUGCAUAUGCUGGAGUUGUGUAACACCGCUAGCGACGUUGCGGGCGAUGACUGGAAUGUACAGCUACCCGUGGACUGGUUCCGUCUCGUCUACCGCUCCGUGUUCGAGUCCCCUGUCACUCUGAAAUCGAACUGUGGAAGUUACUUCUCUCUGUCAGGGUUAUUUGUGGCUGUGACCUCACCCCUAGCCGCGCCGGCUGGUCGCCGGGAGGAUGUAUUGACAACGUUGCAGGGGCUCAUACUUUCUGCUGCGGACGAUGUUAAGAGGAGUACCAGAGACGCAAAGAAGAGACUAACGAUAACUAACAUGAGCAGCGCACAGCUAUUUUUGGAGGCUGCGUUGCGUCAGGGAUCCAUUUCCAUCACAACACUGAAUGCCCUCGUUGAGGCAAUAGCUCUGGAGGAUUCUCACGCACACCUGACGCACACCGCCUCCGAGCUUCUGUGCCGCAUGAUAGUUGACGGAGUUGGAAACGGUGGAAAUGAAGAAACAACAGCGCCCUUUUCCUUUCUGAACCUUGUGGUGGAGCACUUCUAUCCACUGCGCGCCCGGAAAAGUGGCAUCGUGGUUAACGCUCUCCUGCCGCUUUUAAUAUCACUUCUAGAAGCGGGCGGCGACGGUGGAGAGGGGACGGUGAGCCCAGAAGCAGCAAACUUUGUGCAAGCCAUCUGCAAUCGCGCACAGAUUUGCGCAGAAAUGGCAACCAUCAGCAACGAAGAAAAGAAUGCCUUACUGCAGCUGAACCUUGCCCUUGUUCGCCACCCGUUUCUUCGAGUCAGUGGUCGCCGUACCCGCUUAGUGUAUCGCCACGCCCUCAGUACCUUUGCUUCGGUGUUGAGUCGGGGGUGUGAUGUAUCUUCUGCAAACCCACUUGUCUUUGUACCAAAGCCAACGCGAAAUACUUCACAGGGCACGAAUAAUUUAUUGGAAAAAAGCGACGACGAGGAUUACGCCAAAAGGGUGGCUAGUGUGGUUUCGGAGGUGGUACUGGACGACGCUGUUUGCCUAAGUCGGAUGGGUGCUGAUGCACUUUCACUGUUGGUCGGUACUGUUGGCGGCUACCAACGCCUAUUUUUACCACUUGUGUCACAGAAACUGAAACAGCGGAGUCCGGACUUGUCAAUUAUUGCGGAUGCGCUCGAGGCAGUUGCAGCUGCGUCACCUUCCUCGCCAUUACCGGGGUCGGAAGGAGAGGGAGGGGAUACGGUGGACGCAUGGGAGCCACCAUCGUGGUGUACUCUUUAUGACCCGCUGAAGUCCACAGAUGUUGAGUCUAUUCUUCAGCUUUGUGCGAAGUCGUUGAGUCGGGCCGAUGGCGGGGAAGAAAUUGUGUGGAGACGAGAAGGCAACACCUUACCAGCACUGCGCAUUCUGUGUGCUAUUUUUGAAUCAUCGCACUUGAUCAGGUUCGAUGGGGACGAUGUGGGCAAAAGAGAGGGGGAAGGAGGAGAGGACUUGGGGGAUUCAUCAUUAUUUAAUUUGGUUAGAGAGGUUCUGAAUUCGUUCCCGCUGGCAUCCCUGCUUCCACUUCUCGAAGACAACGAUAGUGCUGAUGUUGGUGCCUCUGGGAACUCGUUGUAUCGCCUUGCUUUGUCAUUUAUUCGUUGCCUUGUGAAUCUGUGUCUUUCGUCACCAGGGGCAUUAAACGAUGGUCAGCCAGAUGGCGCAGCGGUUAUACGCCAAGAAGUUGUGAGGCAGAGUGUAAUCCUCAUGGCUGGCUUAUUUACUCCGGAUUUACCGUCGUCAAGCGGAGCACAGAAGCCGGCUUCGGCAUCUGAAGCUGCACGCCCCAAUUCCGUUUUUUCUGGCCGCACCAUCGGUACCGUCACAGAGUUGCUAAGGAUCGUUUCGCCGCUUUUUACCCCCGCUGUUACACCAAUGCAUUCCAAUGAUUUUUCUGUUGGUGGAAGGGUUGCGCUGCAUAUACCGGUCGUCGCCCUUCUCAUCCGUCUGGAGUCGGUAAACUUCGAGUCUGGAAAACACAACUACACCAGUGCCAUGGAGGUAUGCCGCCAUCUCUUAGUUAGUUUUGAUGUGCAAACACAGCUGCUUUGUCUCACGGGUAUGAUGGAGCUGCUUGUUGAUCCGCACAAACAACUUUCCCUAUCGUCGCCAAAGGUUGGUGGUAAUCGGAGAGGAAAGGUCGAAGGUAUGGACACAGGUGACGUCGGGUGUUCUGAAAAUGAUGAUGAUUACACUAUGAAGCGGCUGUUUCGGAAGCUAUUGAAACCCAAUCAAGUGGUAAAUCGACAGGAGGAGAUUAUGUACCUCAUCAACGACACGAUUAAAUCAGAGGAGUUCCUCGCCGGGUUUGUGGCGCUCCAGCACAGCACCGCGGUGCUUUGUUUGGACACAGCACAUGCUGAUGGUGGUGUACAAAGGGACGAUACCAGUGGGACCAAAUAUGGGGAGAGCUCCUUGUUUGAGGGAAUCGACAAAAGCAACGAGUGCAUGGCACUCCUUGUUGCCUCUCUCAAACUGUUUGCAUACUACACGGAGCUCAACACAGCCACAGAAAACGAUGCCGGCACCGCUGCUGCCAGUCAACAUUCCGAUGGUGGGUUUGUGGGCGCCCCGGCGUACGGGGAAAAAAAGGCGUUUGUGAUGCUGUUGGAACUCCUCGCUGGCAACACGCUGGCUUGUGUACUUGCCGGUAUUAAUGAACCUACAUUUGUUUUGUGCAUGAAGAACCUUCUUACAGACCACCGUGCGGCGGUGCAGUUGAAGGGACUGGAAAUGCUGCUGGACCGCUUGCACAACGCUUUGCCAACUGUUGAGCAGAUCCUCACGAAGGAGGAGGUGGAACGGGGGCGCCAGAAGCUACGCGAUCCCAAGAGCAGAUUAACCCUUACAGACGUUGUUCGCCUUAAGGCAAGACCAUUUGCGACGAAGCGGUCCUUCACCCUCUUCUCUCAUAUUUUCGCGUUGAUGAUGUCGGCGGCGGGGGUGCAGGUUGGAAAAGCCGAGAGGGUAGACAAUUUGAGGUUACUGACACUCAGCGUUGCAUGUAUGGAGGAACUUGUUCGUAUUAUAGCUAGUGGUGGUAGUCAACACGCAGAGGCGGCUCUACUAAACGUAAACCGUACUGCUCGGGUAACGGAAGACAGACUUAACAAACUGUUUGGCAACCAUUCCCGCGUGGAGGAAGUUCAUCGUUGGGUGGACAGCAUGGUUUCUGUACUACCCCGUGUUAUUCGGUCGUGUCGUAAUCAGGAUGAAGAGCAUACGCACGGCUCCAAGGAGGAUUGUCUGUUUGCCGCAGCUGCUCUUUUGACGGCGCUCGGCACAGUGAGCCAGGUGAUGGGUACUGCUUUCACCGUGCCGCAUAGUAACGUCACACUGCAAGUCGUAGUGGAUGCUGCCGUUUUUGCAGCAGCGGGUGUCCCACCUACCGUUUCACGGGGUGAAGUGGGGUCCGUGCUUCGUCAGUCAUCUCUCAAUUGCUUACUUCGUACCUUUCCGUCGUCCUGGCUCAUGUGUCAGCCAUACCUUUCCCGCAUCAUUUACGUCGCGACACACUUGCAAAACGUCGAUGACACGGAGACUAACUAUCUUAGUGUGGAGGUGAUGUCUAUGUUGGAGGUUGCCCUUGAGCCGCAGUUGUUUAUUGAGGCAUCCGCCGAGUGCGUGCGGGGGAUUGUCGAACAGGAGGUGGCCGCAGAUGAAUCGGGGAAGCGAUCAAAAAGGGUUCUGCGCGUGCGGGUUGACACCCACUCUCUAGCACUGCUUUACUCCAGUAUACAACGGCGGGUGACGAGCCUUGGCCGCGAGGAGUUAAAACAUUUGAGUCUCUUCGUGGGAGGAACCACAGCUCGUGACAACUUUUGGCUCUCAUCGAUGCAGACGCUAGCCAGUGCACCGACGCUUCCAUCACCAGAUGCCGUUCAGCCAGUUCUCGAGGCAUACACGAUGUUCUUUUUAAAGUUUAAGGCCAAACACUGUACAUCUUUCAUAUCCACAAUGGCUGAGUGGGCCUUUGGUGGAGCUGCGGAGGGCUUCGUCAAAUCGACUGAGAAACAGCAGGCAAAGGAGUCGGCAGGCAAAGAAUCUGAGGACGUGCGGGAGAGGGACGACGUAGCGUCCGUUCCCCGUGUGAUUGUGCAUCGUUGGCUUCUCUUCUAUGCAUUGUGCAACCAUUUGCUGGAGAGGUUGGGAUCCAUCAUGGAUUUUGCGUUUCCUGUUCUUCUGCCGUACAUCGUCGGUACCCUUGCGAGCUACUGCUCAUCUACAACACAUGCUGCGCGCCAUGCGGCAGAUCUCAUAGCGCGUACGCUUGAAGGUGCGCUCAACAGCAUCAGGAUCAUAGCUUCCGCCCAAACAGCACCACCGCACCAUGAUCAUAGCAUUCCGGUGGACAAUUACCUUGCAACACACGAGGUGUUCAGCGCCGUAAUGCCUGCAGUCGUUCGGCAACUCACAAAUCUCGUGUACCUUGCCGACAGCACACAUGACUACGCCUUUCGCGCGGAGCAAUGUGUCAUCCCUGCUGUCCGUGCGCUGUUCCUCUCAUUGACAUCUUCCAAGCAGCAGAGCGACACUCAGCGUGAAGUGCUGCGUUCGCUUCGUCACCCGAGUCGUCAUGUACGGCGUGUGGCGCUGUUGUGUCUUGAUCGCAUUUACGAGGACGGUGGAGGUGAAUUGGCUGCGCGGCUCAUGGCUGAAAUGCUUCCUUCCGUUGCGGAGCUUACAGAGGACCGCGACGACGUCGUUGUGGAGCAGGCGCGGAGGUUGUGUGGACAUCUUUCAUCCAUUACGGGCCAAGAUGUCCUGUAUGCGAUGGGUUCCUGA